This is a messenger RNA of Zychaea mexicana, 2060 nucleotides long. RefSeq lists its product as uncharacterized. The record is from RefSeq and is a predicted model, not a curated record. Lineage: Eukaryota; Fungi; Mucoromycota; Mucoromycetes; Mucorales; Lichtheimiaceae. The coding region runs from base 459 to 1748 and encodes 429 amino acids. The transcript has 2 exons.
CCAAGUCUGACAGUGACCUUCCGUUGUCCGAUAGCUCGGCAUAUGUAAUGUUUCAAUAACCGUACCAAAUCUCCUCGUUGUCCGUGUAUGUUUUACUAUGUCCAAAUGAUCGACUUGUUGAUGUCUGUAAUACUGGACAUGCUGCUUGAAGGGUGUUGUAUAAAUGACUUUUACAUCGUAUAGGAGAAACUGUGGUGAAUCACUGUCUGUGUUCCAUGAUUGGUUUAGCUUUUUGGCGAAGCCUUACAUUAUAGCUAGCUAGAUGGUGUGAAAAAACGCUUGGUGGUUGUGCAUACAUACUAUGCAAUUUUGAGGCGCACGCAGCUUUAAUUACCUGAUUGGACAGGUGGCCUUAUUGUUACUGUUAAACAUCCACCGGAUCAUCCUAUUCAACACCAUUUCUUUCUCUCUUUCUGAUUCUCUUUUAUACACAAGACCAGCAACCCGUCCAUACAGCCAUGAUGAGAUUUGCCAAUACAAUCGCCAUCGGAAAACUCAAAAAUCCAACCUGUCGAAAAGCCAUGUUAUACUUCCACCCAAACGUGCUUUCAUACAAUCUAGCGGUCUCGCCCACUGCCAUCAAAUCAACGUGUCGUUCCAACAUUCACUUGCUGUGUGAACAGCGUGCGCAAGAGUUCAAAGACGUCGUGGAAGACCUGCUGUAUUAUGCGAGCAAACACCACAAAGUAUAUGAGCAGUACUACCACUCCUACCCGACGACGACGACAACGAUUUAUGCGGACAUCGAGCCCAAAUACGACAACUGCUUUAAAGUUACAAACUUUAAUGAUCUUAUCCAAUGUGCAUCUAUGGAAGAGAAACCAGUUGCAGUGCGUCUGGCAGGGGACAUGACACAGUUCCCACUCGAUCCAUUAUUUGAGCUCAUAUACAACCAGUUGGACGUAAACUCGAAACGGCCCAUUGCACCUUACGACACGUUGUAUCAGAUGAUGCUCGUACUAUCCGGUGCCGCACAGCAUUCGCGCCGUGCACGUUUGGGUCUCGAUUACUUUUCAGAUCUUGUCUCGUAUAUGUUUGGAGAGUUCCAUGGUACUUUUAGCUGGGAAUGCAAUAAUGAUCACCAUCAAGCACCCCCUUUGCUCAAAGACGGUAAUUUACAAGAUCUUGACAUGGACAUACCAUCGUUGUACCAGCUCCACUGUGCCGGGUUCAGCAUCCGACCGAUUCCAUGCUUGAUAAAAGACGGAGGCAUCCGAACCUAUUGUCCAAGGAAAAGCGUCGAUAUCCAGAUAAUCUCGCCCGUCGACCUUCGAUACCGCGACUUUAAUUUUCCAAAGCAUUCCAGUUUUAGAGGUUACCAUGCAGACGCGCUGUUAAAGCUGGCGAGGCUUAUUCCGGAUAAGCAAUCGUUUGACGUGGCCAUGGCUACAGGUAUUAUUCCCGAAAACUUGCAGAUCACGUAUGUCUGGUGGAACGACCAUGUCAUAUUGGAAGCGUACAGCUACGAAUCGGGCCUGUACACGAACGUAUCCAUGAAAAGAAGUAAGGCCACAUGCGCCGCAUUGCGCGAACUCAAACACAGCUAUGAUCGUCAUACCAAGCGUUCAUUUUUUCGGGAGAUAUGGGCGUUUAUGAAAAGCAAUCGUCUCGAGUUCUUGUAUAGUUCAAUCAUGCUUUUGUUUGCGUUUGUCAGCUUUUUGCAAUUGCUUGUUGGUCUUGGUUUGUUGUCGCCUGUUCAACCAUCCACCGUGAUUUGCUUGUCUCCUCCAACCCUUUCAUUAUCAUAGUAGUAGUAGUAGUAAUAGCAGUAACGAGCUCUUUUUUUUAAAAUGUAAACUUGUAUAAUUGAUGGGAUGCAUAGUAUAAAAUAAAAUUGUAUGUACAAAAAAAAAUAAAUGUAGUGAAAUGUUUGAUUUUAAAACCUCCCGGUUUGUAUCGUUUAUCGUCUUCGCUUGUUGCCGCCACCCUUGCCUUUCUUUAUCGGUAAGCCAAUCUUCUCCUCACGAUCUUCACCAUCAUCGUCACCAUCUCGACGUCCGCGUUUGGAGCCUCGUGCACCACCCUUUUCUUUGAGUUCCAGUGUGGCCAUACGCUGGGCG